This is a messenger RNA of Danio aesculapii, 1762 nucleotides long. RefSeq names its product hydroxyacylglutathione hydrolase (gene hagh). Lineage: Eukaryota; Metazoa; Chordata; Actinopteri; Cypriniformes; Danionidae. Gene Ontology annotation, biological process: glutathione metabolic process. The transcript is spliced from 9 exons. The coding region runs from base 53 to 964 and encodes 303 amino acids. The record is from RefSeq and is a predicted model, not a curated record. Gene Ontology annotation, cellular component: mitochondrion. Gene Ontology annotation, molecular function: hydroxyacylglutathione hydrolase activity.
UUUCCUCUUCCUCCGAGCGCUGGCCGUCCUGUCAGACAGCUGGAGUCCUGCUAUGUGGUUCAGGUCGCUGGCCGUGAGCGCCUGCACCGUCGGAGUCCUCGGAGCUUUAUCGCAGAAAUUCGUCCCCACAGCCUUGUUUCACUCCGUGUUUCGGAAAUCCUCUCUGGUGGAACAAUCCGACAUGAAGGUGGAACUGCUACCUGCUCUCACUGACAACUACAUGUACCUCCUCAUCGAUGAAGAAACGAAAGAAGCUGCCAUAGUCGACCCUGUUGAGCCACAAAAAGUUGUGGAUGCAGUCAAAAAGCACGGUGUGAAGCUCAAAACUGUCAUGACCACUCACCAUCACUGGGAUCAUGCUGGAGGAAAUGAGAAGCUGGUGAAGCUCAUGCCGGGACUGACAGUGUACGGCGGAGAUGAUCGAGUCGGAGCUUUAACUCAGAAAGUCACACACUACAACACUUUUAAAGUGGGCUCUCUGAAUGUAAAGUGUUUGUUUACACCGUGUCACACCAGCGGUCACAUCUGCUAUUUUGUAACAAAAGAAAACAGCACUGAAGCACCAGCUGUGUUUACGGGUGAUACUCUGUUCGUGGCUGGCUGCGGGAAGUUUUUUGAAGGCACCGCUGAUGAGAUGUACAGAGCUCUAAUUGAGGUUUUAGGCCGACUUCCACCAGAAACGCGUGUGUACUGUGGUCAUGAAUACACCAUCAACAAUCUGAAGUUUGCACGACACGUUGAGCCAAAUAACGAGGCCAUCCGGACAAAGUUAUCAUGGGCCAAGGAGAAAUAUGAUAACGGAGAGCCAACUAUUCCAUCUACAGUGGCCGAAGAGUUCACAUUUAACCCCUUCAUGAGAGUAAGAGAGAAGUCAGUACUGGAGCACGCUGGCACCAGUGACCCGAUUGAAGCCAUGAGAAGUAUCCGCAAGGAGAAGGACGGCUUUAGAGUCCCGAAGAAUUGAGCUUUCAGAAUUGUGUUUGUGAUGGUCAUUACCACUAAACUUUUACACACUCGUUUCAUCAACCACAACAGGAAGUCAGACACACAUGCGCAAACUCCAUUAGUUUUUACAUACAGUAUAUGCUUCGUUUAUAGCAAAAGCACAAUUAUUCAGCUGUUUAUUUCCAGAUCUUCUUUUUUUUCUUAGGACAGCGUAUCAUCUUAAAUAAGCAAUACACAAGAAUGUUUUCCUGUAAAACAAUGUAAUUCAUUGUUGUAAGCAAUAGAUCAAUCAAAAAACAUUAUUUCCAAUGUUUUUGUCUUUGAAAGAAUACAUUUAUGCCAUUGAUUUGCAUUUAAAGGUACCAGAUCUGUGCUGUAGGUAAAAUUUACAUACAGUAUGUAAGUUUUCAUUUUGGGCAAUUUCAGCUUUCGCGAGAAUCCAGGUUAUGAUAUGUGGUAAAUGAUAGUUUUAUUUCAGAGUGUUUGUAUUGAUGUGCAAUGUUUUAUUUUGUGAAUCAAAAGUUAAUUAUUUUUAAAGAUGUUAUGGGAUCUUAUGAACAAAACGAGGUGUUCCAGCAAAGAUAUAUUUGGUGUAUUUUUGUGUCCAUGAUAAAAAAAAAUUGCAUUUAUUUUGCUGUGUCCGGAUGAUUCUGAAUGUAGAAAAUAUUGAGCAAUGCGUACUGGUUUCAGCUUUUUUUUCUUCUUGAUUUAGUUUUAAUUGUUUUUUUGCUGAUCUUGCACUUUUUGUCAUCAAAAGUAACAAGAAGAUUUAAUAAUAAUUAGUGUUCAAACUGAAUAAAGUCUUAAUGUAAAUAUA